AUGUGGAAGAUUUCGGUGGAGGUCGUGUUCGAGUACUCGGAUUAUGGCAGUUUUGAGGCCAAGAUGGCCUUCGGCAAGAGAGAGCUCAAGUAUCGCAACGAGAUGGGUCAAAAGCCUUCCCGUCGCUCGAACGCAAGGAGCGUCGUGCGUGUAAAAACGGUCGACGCUCAUGACGGGUCAGCGGGGGACUUCCUACCAAAACCUACGCACAAACGACAUGUACUAUUGGCACCGACUGUGAGCGUCGUGAGGGAUGGUGAGGCAAGUGGGAUCAUGCUGAACUUAUAG
Molecule: messenger RNA, 288 nt
Organism: Phytophthora nicotianae INRA-310
Lineage: Eukaryota; Oomycota; Peronosporomycetes; Peronosporales; Peronosporaceae
Exons: 3
Coding region: 1-288 (95 amino acids)
Source: RefSeq, a predicted model, not a curated record